This is a messenger RNA of Branchiostoma floridae (Florida lancelet), 941 nucleotides long. RefSeq names its product calmodulin-4-like. Gene Ontology annotation, molecular function: calcium ion binding. Lineage: Eukaryota; Metazoa; Chordata; Leptocardii; Amphioxiformes; Branchiostomatidae. Bases 156 to 605 code for a protein of 149 amino acids. The record is from RefSeq and is a predicted model, not a curated record. The transcript has 4 exons.
UAAUUGGUCAGUCGGUGACUCAUACACAAGCACACCCAUCAGUAGAACCUGUGGACAAGACACGGCGUGACAUUUCUCUCUCUUCACUUGACUCGGCGGCAAAUCGGUGCGUUCUAUCCACUCUCAAUUACCUGCACUUUCCAAGUAGAACCAAGAUGGCGGACAUCCAGGCACUGUUUGACAAGUAUGACGAAAACAAGGACGGGUCCAUCUCUGCACAGGAGCUGAAGAACGUGGUGAAGGAGAUGGACCUCCCCUGGACCAACAAACUAGUCUCGGCCAUGAUCAGGGAACGCCAGCGCAAUGCGGACGGAGUCAUGGAUCUUAAAGACUUCACUCGAGUCGUGAAAUCCUUGGAGGAGAUAAAGAAGGCUUUAAGGAACCCGGAUGAGACUCAGGAAGCGAUGGUGGCCGCUUUCAACAAGAUAGACAAGAACGGCGACGGUUCCCUGUCCCAGGAAGAACUGAAGGAAGGCAUGUCGGGAGUGGUCGGGAUGGAGCUGUCCCCGGAGACCAUCGCGGAGCUGGUCCGGAUCGCUGACUCCAACUCCGACGGCCAAGUGGACAUCGAGGAGUUUGUGAAGAUGGUCACAAGUUUCUUCUGAUGCGUCACCAUGUUGACACGCCAUAUAAGGAUCUAUUCUACAUUGGUAUACACUACAAUACCAAGAUGAGCUUUUGGUGAUAUUCUAGUGAUUUUCAGAUCUCCUUUUUUAAAGAAGAUAUAGCAUUGUAAUAAGCUAUUAAAGUGGGUCAAACCAUUCUAUCCCAGAUUCUGUCAAAACUUCGGUUUCUGAUUACAAAUACACAAUACCGCUCGGGUAGGUAACAUGUGGGAACGAAAGGUCAGGUACGGUCAUCAGUUAUCAUCAUGCAAUACUAGCAAACUAUGUUUAUGGUGUUGGGGACUUGCUAUGGGAAAAUAAAACAUAAUAUCGGAA